AUGCACCGAAGAGGACUCGAUCUUUUGGCGGAUGCUGCUGACAGGCAGACUACGAUGUUUCUCCAACAGGAGAGUAGGAGAUUGGCUGAUGAACUGCAGCAUAUGCAGACGCAGUUGCAAGCACUGUCAGAUAGUCGGCAGAGAGCAUCGAGGGACUGGAUUUCCUCUCGUUGGGCGUCGACGCCCAUUCCGCCACAGCCAAAUUUCUCCUCCGUUGAAGCCACAUGUAGCAAGGCGAGAUGCACUAUGCCCACUGCAGAGGCUACAGCUCAUGCCGUGGAUAUAAAUACUGGCAUUGAUCCUCCGCAAUGCAGGACGCCUCCUGUUUUGCCUGCUAGGGACCCCAGUCCAACUAAUCAUGAGAAGUCCGCUGACAGUGGCUUUGAUCUUUCGAAGGCAAUAUCGACUCUCGCCGAUGUGUUGGUGCGGCGGGGGGAAGGACUUCCUAAAAAGGAACCGGAAGUUUUCAAAGGCGACAUCUUUUCGUAUCCAUCCUGGAAAAAUUCAUUUAAUGUGUUGGUUGAGGGCAGAUACCCAUCAGCUAUGGACAGAUUGUACUAUCUCGGUCGUUACACUGCAGGAGAUGCAAAGCGUUGCAUUAAAGGCCUGCUUGAUUUGAACACCUGUGAAGCAUAUGCUAAGGCAAAGCAGAUUCUCGAAGAGCGUUUCGGAGAUCGGUUGAAGUUGUCUGAGAACUUUCGUAAUCGCUUAGACAAGUGGCCGUCAGUCAAGCCUGGUGACGGUAAAGGCAUGCAGGAGCUAUCGGAUUUCUUGUGCGAGUGUGAGACGGCUAUGACCAGUUUGUCAAAUCUGAGUAUUUUGAAUGACGCGAUUGAGCAACGCCGUGUGAUAGACAAGUUACCUCGUUUUAUGCAAGAGAGGUGGCUCACAGUUGUGGAUAAAUGGAGAUUUGGAGCGGAUAGUGACGGGUCCGGCCAGGUUGUGAACGACUCAUAUCCACCAUUUUCCAGACUUGUACAGUUUGUAAAGAAACACGCGCGAAUCAUGUCAAAUCCAAUCCUGGAUAGGUCGUCCAGCGCACCUACCAAAUCCGUUGUUAGUGUGAAACCUGCGCAGAGAUCCAGCUUCGCUACCGGAACAGAAACUAUAACUGAAAAGGCCACAGGGCCAACAAAGUGUGUGCUCUGUCCAAAGGACAACACUCAUGCAAUUGACUCAUGUGUGAAAUUCAAGAAUAUGUCUCUUAGUGAUAGAAAGGAAGCCGUAAAGAAGCAUGGGUUGUGCCUGGGGUGCCUUAAAUGGGGUCAUCGGGUUAGGGACUGCAAAAGCAAGCAUAAAUGCAAAACCUGCUCUCGUGCCCACCCCACGCUUCUUCACGACGACUCUUUCAAACCUGUUGAAUCUACUGUGCAUUGUACAGAGUCAAGUGAUGUGGGCUCAGAAUGUCUGCACACUAUGAUUGUGCCAGUGUAUGUGUAUCAUGUAGACGACCCCUCGCGGGAGGUGUUGGUUUACACAUUGUUGGAUGAUCAAUCUGACACUUGUUUCGUAUCUGAGUCAGUGCUGGAGGGCAUUGAUAAGAGAGGUGAUAGCACCUAUCUCAAAAUCAACACAGUGUUGGCAGAAGGUGUUGUGCCAGCUGAGCGGGUGACAGGCCUCAUGGUCCGGGGUUUUGGUGAAUCUGCAAAAAUAAGCCUCCCUGUAGUCUUUUCGCGUAAAGGCAUCGGUGCCUGCCGCUCACAGAUACCGCGUCAAACCAGCGCGAAACAGUGGCGCCACCUCAAAGGGGUGGCACCUAAGAUUAUGCCAUACCGUGAGGAUAUCGAGAUUGGCAUGUUGAUCGGUCAAAAUUGCGCGCGCGCCAUCAGGCCAAGGCAGAUUGUCGCUGGGGGAGAAGAUGAUCCGUAUGGUGUUAAAACGGCGCUAGGUUGGGGCGUGGUUGGCAGGAUGGAUAAAUUAGGGUCAAGGCUUGCUAAUUCACAAGAUCGUUUCGUGUACAGAACUCGUACAAAAGAAAUUAACCCCUCUGAUAUUUUGCAGGUACUCGGCCAAGACUUUGCCGAUACUAAUGAUGUUGAUUCUCAUUCUCUAUCUGUUGAAGACAGGUUGUUCAUUGAAAAGGUUUCCAGUGGCAUCAAACUCCGUGAUGAUGGACACUUUGAAAUUCCCCUCCCGUUUCGUGAGGAUCAGGUGAGACUUCCCAACAACCGAGUGAUGGCUAUGAAGCGUACGCAGAGUCUCAAGGCGAGGAUUAGAAAGGAUGCUAAGUAUGGUGAAGAAUAUGUGAAAUUCAUGAGUAAGCUCAUAGAUGCCGGCCAGGCUGAGAGAGUGCCAGAAAACGAAUUAGAUCUGGACAAUGGUUCUGUAUGGUACAUUCCCCAUCACAUGGUCUCACAUCCUCACAAGGAGGGUAAGUAUAGGGUCGUGUUUGAUUGCGCCGCGUCCUAUCAAGGAGAGGCAUUAAAUGGCCAUUUGCUCCGGGGACCGGAUUUAAUAAACAAUCUUGUCGGUGUCCUGGCCCGCUUCAGGAAGGAAGAAGUGGCAUUCACGUGUGAUGUCCAGGGUAUGUUUCUACAGGUGGUCGUGCCCCCCCGCCACAGAAAUUAUUUGCGAUUUCUGUGGUGGGAGGACGGCGAUGUCAGCAAGGAGCCAGUUGAUUACAGGUGUACUGUGCAUCUAUUUGGCGCGACCUCGUCUGCAAAUUGCGCAAACUAUGCCCUAAAGGCAACAGCUGAGAGAUUCAAGGACGACUACGAGCCCCAGGUGGCGACUUUCUUUAACAGGAAUUUCUAUGUAGAUGAUGGGGCCACCUCCGUUUUGACAACAAGUCAGGCUAUUAGCCUAGCUUUGGGCUCUGUGAGUAUGGCUGGGAAGGGAGGGUUCACCCUUCACAAGAUACUUUGCAACAAUAAAGAGGUGUUGAAACAUAUUCCCAAUCAAUACUUGUCAGAGAACCUCCAAUGUCUUGAGCUUGGUAAUACUCAACUACCUGUUGAAAAGACUCUAGGAGUUGUGUGGUGUGUUGAAUCUGACAUGCUACGAUUUAGGGUGGAGAUCAAAGACAAGCCAUUGACCAGACGUGGCUUGUUAUCCACCGUCAGUUCCAUCUAUGAUCCCCUUGGUCUAAUAUCGCCUUUCAUACUUACAGGAAAACGAAUUCUGAAGGAGUUGUGUUUGAGUGGUUCUUCCUGGGACGACCCUCUUCCUGACAAUGUAAGGAACGAGUGGGAAAGAUGGAAGAACGAGCUGCUAGAAUUGCCCAAGGUUUCCAUUCCUAGGUGUUAUCGGGCUGGCACGCUUGAAGGGCCGGUGACUAAUGUCGAGCUACAUCAUUUCAGUGAUGCUUGCUUCUCUGGGUCAUGGAUUGUGCUCCAUGUAUGA
Molecule: messenger RNA, 3342 nt
Organism: Lineus longissimus
Lineage: Eukaryota; Metazoa; Nemertea; Pilidiophora; Heteronemertea; Lineidae
Exons: 1
Coding region: 1-3342 (1113 amino acids)
Source: RefSeq, a predicted model, not a curated record